AUGCGCACCAAGGAUGCGUUCAUCCCGCAGGCGCUGGAGUCCCUCCGCCGCGCCAAGAUGAAGUUCCCUGGCCGCCAGAUCAUCGUCACGUCGAAGUACUGGGGCUUCACUGACAUCCUCCGCUCCGAGUACGAGGAGCUGCGCGAUGCCGGCAAGCUGCAGCAGCGCGGCAUCCACGUCAAGAUGAUCGUACCCAAGGGUAAGAUCACUCCCUACAAUAUUCAGGCUUAG
This is a messenger RNA of Trypanosoma grayi, 231 nucleotides long. Its product is annotated as 60S ribosomal protein L10. The record is from RefSeq and is a predicted model, not a curated record. The transcript has a single exon. Gene Ontology annotation, biological process: ribosomal large subunit assembly; translation. The coding region runs from base 1 to 231 and encodes 76 amino acids. Gene Ontology annotation, cellular component: ribosome; cytosolic large ribosomal subunit. Gene Ontology annotation, molecular function: structural constituent of ribosome. Lineage: Eukaryota; Euglenozoa; Kinetoplastea; Trypanosomatida; Trypanosomatidae.